This is a messenger RNA of Xenia sp. Carnegie-2017, 461 nucleotides long. Its product is annotated as 52 kDa repressor of the inhibitor of the protein kinase-like. The transcript is spliced from 3 exons. Lineage: Eukaryota; Metazoa; Cnidaria; Anthozoa; Malacalcyonacea; Xeniidae. The coding region runs from base 3 to 461 and encodes 152 amino acids. Gene Ontology annotation, molecular function: sequence-specific DNA binding. The record is from RefSeq and is a predicted model, not a curated record.
UAAUGGCUGACAAAAAGAAGUUAAAAGGUGGAGCAAGGACUCAUUGUUCAGCAGUAAACUGCAUUAACAGCAAAAGAACUCGACCUGACUUAAGCUUCUUUCGUUUUCCGCGAGAUCCAUUGAGAUCAAACGAAUGGGUUCAAAACACUAGACGCCAGGACUUGUUAAAUAAAACUGCAAAUUAUCUCUAUAAUAACUGCAAACUGUGUGCAGAGCACUUUGAAGAGUGUAUGUUUCUAAACUUUGAAAAAUCACGAUUAAAAGUCCUGGCUAAGCCUACAUUAUUUAAUAUUCCAAAUCCACCACGUGCUGUUGGCCAGAAACGAAGGGCAAUUCACAAGGAAGAAAUAGGCACAAAAAGACGUAUAACAAAGGCAGAGGUGUCAAGUGUUGUAGUACAUGAUAUACCAACUGUUUCAGUGGAAGAUGAACCACAUUCACAUAAUGAAAAAGGUAUAUGA